AUGGAACGAUGGGUAGAGCAUUACUCCGAGUUGUAUUCAAGGAAGAAUGCGGUCACUGAAGAUGCCCUAGAUCCCAUUGAAUGCCUACCAGAGUUGGAGGAGCUCGACAGUAAGCCUACCAUAGAAGAACUAAGUAAGGCACUGGACUCCCUCUCUGCUGGCAAAGCACCUGGAAAUGAUAGCAUUCCUGCGGAAGUCCUGAAAUACUGCAAAGAGACCCUCAUCAAUGAACUGCAUGAGAUUUUAUGUCUUUACUGGCAAGAAGGUGAAGUGCUACAAGACAUGAGGGAUGCAAACAUCAUCACCCUGUACAAAAACAAAAGAGAAAGAAGUGAUUGUAACAACUAUCGCAUCAUUUCUCUUCUCAGCAUCACUGGAAAAGCUUUCGCCCGAGUGGUACUGAAGAGGCUGCAAGUAAUUGCUGAGCGAAUUUACCCAGAGUCACAGUGUGGUUUCCGAGCUAACAGAUCCACCAUAGACAUGGUUUUCUCCCUCGGACAGCUAUAG
Penaeus vannamei (Pacific white shrimp) is the source of this 507-nucleotide messenger RNA. The record is from RefSeq and is a predicted model, not a curated record. NCBI's taxonomy places the organism in Eukaryota, Metazoa, Arthropoda, Malacostraca, Decapoda, Penaeidae.